Messenger RNA from Biomphalaria glabrata, 1455 nucleotides. RefSeq lists its product as uncharacterized. The transcript is spliced from 3 exons. Bases 100 to 954 code for a protein of 284 amino acids. The record is from RefSeq and is a predicted model, not a curated record. NCBI's taxonomy places the organism in Eukaryota, Metazoa, Mollusca, Gastropoda, Planorbidae.
GCAAAAUAAACAAUAUGGCGUUGCUCUAAUUACAGUAAUGAUAAAAGACCGUAAGGUUAAAAAAAAAAUGAACAUAACAAGCUUGUCUGAUUAAAAGAUAUGUCUGAUGUUUACAUCACAGAUGAACACACUAAAAUUAUUCCCAACAUAGACUACAGUGCUACUUAUGGUCAUCAGAAACAUGUACCAGUUAAUGACUUCUCUUUGGAAGAUCUACCUGUCUGUUAUCAACACGCAGAAAUGUUUGACUUAAUCAGAUCUCUUGCUGACCUAACGGUUAAGAUAGAGGUCAAAGGUGUGGGCAAACGAAGAAAACACUACUGGUCAGCUGCUCAAAGGACUUGUGUCGUAAAGGACCUUGGUGAAGGAGAGGUCAUGUUUGGCAGUGGUAAAGUGGACGAUGUAUUCUUCCGUACAGAAAAAGACGGGCAGUGCCCAUGUGAUGAGUGCCUAAUAUGUCCCAAGAAAGAAUGGGGCGAAAUCAGAAUACUCACCUCUGCUCAGUUGCUUUAUGAUGAGGAGGAUGCAAAACAUUUUAGCUGCACGCUGUUCUACGAUGAUGAUCAGCAGAUAGAUGUCAGGUACAUCAGAGGUCACAGGGUUGCUGUUCGAAAUGUGGAGAGAGACCUGUUAAUGUUUAUGUGCUCAACGUGUGAUUUGGAUUUAAUUCGUAAACUUGAAGGAAUGUUGGACAGGUUUGAAGCAUGCUGGGAAAAUGCUUUCGACAAGUAUGUUCAUACUGUGCAGUGGGACAGUGAAAGGCUAGUUGUCAUUGUUUCACAUCCUUAUGGGGGCAAAAAACAUGUUUCCCUUGGGAAGAAAAGCUACGGAUUUGAAGUUAAACCUAGCAAGGGCAUUAACUAUGACACACCCACAUAUCAAGGUAGUGCUGGAACCUUUGUUUUGAUUCCAGAUUUUGAUGUGAAAGAUGACAUUGUACCUAAAACUUGUUAACAGAAGACAGUGAUGUGAUGAUCGAAUGUGAAAUUGAAAUAAUCUAGUCGUUGUGAAUAGUUGCUGAAACACCUAUACAUCUUUAAGUUGUAUAACACUUAUGGAAUGCAGAUUAGUUGCAAUGUAAUCUUUCCACUUUUGAAAUGUAACAAAAUAAUAAGUGAACGCAACAAUUUUCACACAUUAUCUCAUCUUUGAACGUGGAGGUGUUAAAACUCAUUGAAAGUGGGAUGUGUGUGGCUAAUAACACUUGGCUACCUAUCAAGGAGGCUUAAACCUUCUCCAGUAACAUACACACACCCCCCCAAGUCCACAAAAGAGCUUGGACCCGAGCAUACUGAGCUUCAUGAUAUAAGCAUGAAACAAAAGAAACAAAAAUGGAAAGUAAAAAAACAGAGUACUUCUUUAAAGCCAACAACUAUUAAAAUUUACUUUGAUUGCCAACUGUGGGCUAAGGCUAAGUACACUUGAACUUGGCUAGGCUACCUAUGUAGGGGGCUC